UCAACAUCGCGUGCGUACGAUUACCCACUCCCACUCCGGUUAUUCACGUUUUUGUAAGCAUGAAGUCACAGUUAUUUGUCCUGGGAGACGGAGAAUUCAGGUGCAGGUGUUAAGACAUCCAGCUCCAUAAUCACCACAAACUGGAGCAGGAAGGAACCGAGGAGCUGUAGGAAAAAAAAAAAAUCACGUGACGUAAAAACUAUUCUCUCCCCGGAUGAUAUACACCAGACGCCCAUUCCUCGUUUUCUCGAUCUCGAAGAGGGUCCCACCUGAUGCUGAUUGUCGACGGGUCUGAUCGUGCCUAUGAGUCUGUCCGUGGGACAUUGAUAGGGUAGACACUAGAGUGAAUUUCGCCAGUAGAUGAUGAGACAGACCUCGCAUGCUUUGCUGCUCGCCUUUCGAUUGUUUCCGCCGUUACCCGUCACGCCACUAGAAUAUUCAUGAUCUCGGGAUUAUGUCGAGAAACCAUUUCGAGUGAUCUUGAUCGGGGGAGGAAUGGUUACUCGGAAAUUACUGGGUGCAACAAGGUUAUCGUCCAGGGCGGAGAGAGAACAACUCCAGGGGUUAUAACACGUCAAACGGUAUUAUCGCUCGGUGAUGAUCGAGCCUUCUCACCCGUUGCUCGCCAACGGCACUCACGAUGUUGGAACUUUCUCAGCGGUGGAAAGCCUUACGGGAUGGGUUGCACAUAUGACUCGAGUGGGUUUGUGCUCUCACGCAGAUAAAAGCCGGACCGAAGACGUCUCUCAUACAUUAAUGUCAGGACUCGGUAUCUCACUGCACCAGGGGGUGGAAGCACGGAGCUGACCCGGUGAGAAUCUCACUAUGAGGAAGAAUGAGAUGUAAAUGGAUAUCUGAUGGACGAAUAUUGAAUAACUAGUGAGUCUAGUCCGAAGAUCGGUAAAUUAAUAAUAUGAAUAUUCAUCAGUUUUUGAAACUCCCAUAUUGAUUCACGUCCCAUGUUACCAUUUGACAAAUUAUAGUUGGAUCAAUUCUACAAUUUCUAUAGUUCAAAUUUUUUCUCUCAAUGCGAGAACAAUUUUCGCUGAGAAAAUGAUCACGUUGCGGUGUAAAUUCUCUUCUUCAUCCACAAGUAAGUUGAUUCAACUCACCAGAAGGUGCUUCAGAAAAACAUAUAAUUUUUCCGAGGAACAAAUGUUUUUCUCCAUGCGACUGAAGGAAACCCUCUUAAUACGAUACAUGAAACAUCUCCAGAAUUCAUCAACAAGUUUUAUCCACAAAAAUUCCGCCCUCACCCAUAAAUCACGCUUCGUAAAUCAUUCCCCUUCGUCCGUGGGUGUUGGAGUUUUAAUGACCAUAAGAAAUAAUAGUAUUAGACUCUCGUACCGGUGUUAUUUCUCACAUAACAAUUUACAUCGCGAAACCGAUGGUAAUGAUUCUCCUGAAUCUGGAUG
Molecule: messenger RNA, 1415 nt
Organism: Diachasmimorpha longicaudata
Lineage: Eukaryota; Metazoa; Arthropoda; Insecta; Hymenoptera; Braconidae
Exons: 5
Coding region: 441-725 (94 amino acids)
Source: RefSeq, a predicted model, not a curated record